AAUACAAUGGACUGUUUUGGCGUUGAAUUUUUUUUGCGGUUCGUAACCGCAUCAGAAUACUUCAGAGUUGCUGAAUCAUUCUCUCGCAAUCUCGAUGUUUUCGCGCGAUUCUCAUUUGAAAAAUCGAUUGUGCUUUCGACCAUGCGCAUGCAGCGACAUCCACGAUGCAAGAAAAGAGCAUCGGAAAAUAUAAUUAAGGACAAACAGAGAUUUAUAAAGAAGAGAAUUGGUCGCUUGACGACAAGAGAAGUGAAGGAACAUAACGACAGCAGCGCCUUCCUGUUUGAUCUUGCACGUUUUAACAAAGGGACAUAAGUGUUUAG
This is a messenger RNA of Acromyrmex echinatior (Panamanian leafcutter ant), 323 nucleotides long. RefSeq lists its product as uncharacterized. The record is from RefSeq and is a predicted model, not a curated record. NCBI's taxonomy places the organism in Eukaryota, Metazoa, Arthropoda, Insecta, Hymenoptera, Formicidae.